AUGGCAGCUACAUUUUUGCCACCUGACAACGUGCAGAAAGGCGGCAACAACGGUUUCGCAAUGCAGUACGGAAUGUACAACAACACUGACGAAGUGUACGGUCAAGCGCCGCCGUACUUGAAUAACAACGGCUUCAACGCUGCAAACAACUUUGCUGACAACAACUAUGCCUACCAGGAUGCAGUGAAAGCAUACACUAAUGGUGGGUGCAACAUGCCGGGCUUCCCCCAGAACGGAUUUGGUGGAGGUUUCCAGAACGAGGCGCAGAUGGGCUACAACGGGUUCGGCUGGCGCCAGGAGUACUCUCAGGGAACAGGGCCCGAAUACGAGGCACAGGAGCUCUGGACAGCAGAAGCAGAUGAAGAGUUUGCCCAGGUCCACGUCUUCGGACCGCAGGGGGAACAGGUGCCAGGAGCUGUUACCACUUUUCAGCAAGCUCAAACGAUGUUCCCGGACAUCCUGGUCCACAAACUGAUAGAGGCAGGCUUCACGGCGCCUACACCUAUCCAGGCUCAUACUUGGGCCAUUGGAGUGGCUGGUAGUGACCUGAUUGGCAUCGCCAAGACCGGCAGCGGCAAGACCCUUGCGUUCCUGAUGCCUGGGUUCCUGAAGAUCACGCAGACCCGUUCCAGGCUGCCGCAGCUCUGCGUUCUCGCGCCCACCCGGGAGCUGGCCUGCCAGAUCGAGUCCGAAGCCGACCGCUUCGGCCGUGCUGCCGGAAUCCGGACAGCCUGCUGCUACGGUGGUGCACCUCGGGGCCAGCAGCUCGGUGCCCUACGCCGGGGGGCGCAGGUCAUUGUGGCGUGCCCGGGGAGAUUGAAUGACUUCCUGUCUAGUGGAGCUGUGAAUCUUUCCAACGUCUCCUACCUGGUCCUGGACGAAGCAGAUCGGAUGCUUGACAUGGGCUUCGAGCCGCAGAUCAGACAAGUCAUUCAGCAAGUUCCCGAAGACAGGCAGACACUGCUGUUUACCGCGACAUGGCCCCGAGAAGUUCGCUCGUUGGCCAGCGAGUUUCUCAAGCGACCAUUCCACGUGCAAACCGGAGCGGUCCAUGAGAUGACAGUAAACAAAGACAUCGAACAACGUGUCGUCUUCUGCUCCGAUGAGGAGGACAAGGCCCAGCAGCUCCUUCAGAUCCUGUCCUCACUCGGGCGCGGAGACCGUUGCUUGAUUUUCUGCGAGAUGAAGCGUUCUUGCGAGAUCCUGGCGAAUGAUCUGAUGCAGUACCACGGGGUGCCGGCCGUUCGCAUCCACGGAGACAUGGCCCAGUACGAGCGCACCGGGGCGUUGGAGGCCUUCAAGAGCGGCCAGAGCCCGAUUCUUUGUGCAACGGACGUCGCUGCACGUGGACUCGACAUCAAGGGUGUCACCUGCGUUAUCAACUACGAUUCCGCAAGUUCGGCAAAGGACUACGUUCACCGAAUUGGAAGGACUGGGCGCGCCGGUCAGAAAGGGUUGGCCUAUUCCCUGCUCCUGCUCCACAAGGAGGACAAGAAAGCCUUCGAGAUCGCUUCCGUUCUUGUUCGCAGCGGUGCGGUCGUUCCCCCAGAGCUGGAGAAGUACGCCACGCAGCAGUCUGGUGGCAAAGGAAGGGGAGGCAAGGGCAAAGGCAAGGGCAAGGGCAAAGGCGGAAAAGGCAAAGACGGCAAGAACGGCUCCAAAGGUGGCAGAGGAAAGGGAAAGGCUGGAGCCAAAGGAAAGCCUCAAGGGCCUCCCAGCCAGUUUUGA
Messenger RNA from Symbiodinium sp. CCMP2456, 1728 nucleotides. The record is from the annotation of a GenBank genome assembly. NCBI's taxonomy places the organism in Eukaryota, Dinophyceae, Suessiales, Symbiodiniaceae.